AUGGCUUCCAACGAAAUAGCAAAGCUAGAGAGAGAGAGAGAGAGAGAGAGAGAGAGAGAGCGAGACUCCAAUGUCUGUCGCCAACAGAAGUGCGAUCGGUGGAGCCCUACAUUUCUCCCGCUUAUCUUCUACCUUUAUCAGAAGCUUCACCACCUCUUCGCCGUCUACCUCCACUCCGAACCCCAAUGCCCCGACUGUUUGACUAAAAUCAAGCGGAGGAAGAAGAACCUGUUCGAAGUAGUUCAGUUUUUGCCCAAUUGGGGAGUAGGAUACCAUGUCGCCAAGGCUCAUUGGGAUGAAAUAUCGUACCAGAUCACCAAAAUAAAUCUGUACAAGAGUGGCACGCAUGGCAAGGCAUGGGGCGUUGCUCAUAAAGAUGGUACGCCUAUCGCAGAAGCUCCGAAGAAGAUCAGUGGCGUUCACAAGCGCUGUUGGAAGUAUAUUGCUAGCUUACCGAGUUCGGGAGACAGCGACCCAUCAGCUGAAGUUCAAACUUCAUGACUGCGAUUACAGUCCUUAAAAAAUAUAGUCAGGUUUCCUAACUUCAUUAUAUGAGGGGCAUUCUGUGCUUUACUUGCGAUCCGGGAUGAAAUGAAAGAUCAAUCGUCCCGAACUUUGUGUAAGUUCGAACUCGAUUCUCAGAUACUUGUAGAUUUUAUUGUUGAAUCGAGGUUUAAGAAUCUGGUUGAUAUUUGUGAAUCAGUGUUUUUGUCCUACUGCUGUGAGAUGAAUACAAUAAUGUUUCCUUUUUUAAACAUGGAAAGUGUUGAAGAGUUCA
Messenger RNA from Cucurbita maxima (winter squash), 778 nucleotides. RefSeq lists its product as uncharacterized. The record is from RefSeq and is a predicted model, not a curated record. NCBI's taxonomy places the organism in Eukaryota, Viridiplantae, Streptophyta, Magnoliopsida, Cucurbitales, Cucurbitaceae. Gene Ontology annotation, cellular component: mitochondrion. The transcript has 5 exons. Bases 1 to 501 code for a protein of 166 amino acids. Gene Ontology annotation, molecular function: structural constituent of ribosome.